Leptopilina boulardi is the source of this 2768-nucleotide messenger RNA. Its product is annotated as cytochrome P450 4c3-like. Gene Ontology annotation, molecular function: oxidoreductase activity, acting on paired donors, with incorporation or reduction of molecular oxygen; iron ion binding; monooxygenase activity. The transcript has 8 exons. The record is from RefSeq and is a predicted model, not a curated record. Lineage: Eukaryota; Metazoa; Arthropoda; Insecta; Hymenoptera; Figitidae. Bases 443 to 1960 code for a protein of 505 amino acids.
AAAGGGGUUGGUUGGAGACAGUUCAAAAAGGGGCAAUUGAGUAGUUCUUUUUUUUGUGGUUGUCACGUGGACGAAAUAUUGUAGAAAAUCGCAAACCGAUCUCGUGUGUGCGUUAUCGGGGAGGUUGGAUACCGACCACGUGUUUCUUUCAUUGGCUGAGAGCUAGCCACUGGUCGUAGUAUAUAUACACCGUUCUUCUCAAGAUUCGAACGAUAUACAACAGUACUCUUUACCGUCUUCUCGAUCGUGACUUAAAAAAAAUUAUUAUUAUUAUUAUUAAAUUGUAAUUAGAAAAUAUUUUGCGGGUUAAAUAUUUCAAGAAAAAUGGAAUUUCGUUUAGUGUGAAAUUAUUAGUGUUUUUUAAAAAAAAAUUUGUACGGAAAAAAAAAAUUUUGUGAAUAGUAAAAGAAACGGUAUUUUUUUGAAAAUAAUUUAGUGAAAAAUGGCUGCAAUUUUGGAGUCAAAUUUUGGAAUACAAUCAUGGACUACUGUUAUUCUUUCGCUUUGUGUUUCAUCAAUUUUCUUGAUGCUUUUGGUGAAAAGAGCGCAUUUUUUGUAUACAUUGAGAAAAGUACCUUCUCCAUUCGCAAUACCUAUUAUAGGAAAUGCUCAUCAACUUAAUUGUGAUUUGGAAGAAUUUUUUAAAAAAUUAAUAAAAUGGAGCAAGGAAUUUGGAGACAUUUUUAUAACUUGGGUUGGCAUGAGACCAUUUUUGUGGAUUUAUCGAGUGGAACAAGUUCAACCAUUGCUAAGCAGUAGCAUUCACAUAGACAAAAGUCUAGAAUACGAAUUCCUAAGACCCUGGAUUGGUACAGGACUAAUCACAAGUAACGGUUCAAAAUGGCAUUCAAGAAGAAAAUUAUUGUCGCCAACAUUUCAUAGUGAACUCUUGAAAGAUUACCUUAGAAUAACAAUGAAGGAAGUUAAUAUUCUGAUAAGUUGUUUGCAACAGGAAAUUGGAAAAACUGCUUUCGAUAUUGUCCCAUACGCUAAACGAGCGGCUCUCGAUGUUAUUUGCAAUACUGCCAUGGGCUAUCCAAUCAAUGCUCAGACGAAUCACAAAAACGAAUAUUUCUUGGCUGUUGAAAGAUUAUCGAAACUCAUGCAGAUGAGGUUCACGAACAUUUGGAUAAAAUGGGAUCCUAUAUUUAACAGGACUUCUUUGGGAAAGGAACAAGCACGCUUGAUCAACAUAAUUCACAGUUUUGUCGACAAGGUAAUUUUCGAGAGAAAAUUAGAGUGGUCAAUGAAAUUUGAUGGAAAUUGCAAUGAAACACCAAAAAAAUGUCAAGCUUUAUUGGAUUUAUUAUUAGAUGCAGCUCAUAAUGGAGCUGAAUUAUCGGAUGAAGAUUUACGAGAUGAAGUUAAUACUUUUAUGUUUGCUGGACACGAUACAGUUGCAACAAGUGUAUCAUGGUUCCUCUAUGCAUUGGGAAGACAUCCCGAAUAUCAGAAAUUAAUCAUCGAGGAGUAUGAAAACAUAAUUGGAUCGCAAGAACUCACUUUGGAUCUUCUCCAGAAAUUAGUCUGGUUAGAUGCUUGCCUAAAGGAAAGUUGGAGAAUCUAUCCAGUUACUCCGUUAAUUGCGAGACAAAUCUACAGUCCUCUCAAAUUAUCUACACAAGAAAUUCCAGCGGGUACGACGGUGUUAAUAAAUUCCUAUUUACUUCAUCGUGAUCAAAGAUAUUUUUCUCAACCCGAUAAAUUUAUGCCUGAACGUUUUUUACCUGACAAACCAAAACCACCACCAUUCACAUAUAUUCCAUUUAGUGCCGGUUCACGAAAUUGUAUAGGAUGGAAAUUUGCUCAAAUGGAAGUUAAAGUUACAAUUCUAUCAAUACUUCGAGCAUUUGAAAUUUAUUCUAUUCAAAGUGAAGAUCAACUCAAGUUUGUAGCAAAUCUUGUACUUGAUAACGUUGGUGGAAUUCCUAUUCAAAUUAAACCAAGACAAACACUUUAGAAAAAAAAUAUGAUCUGUAAAUGACUGAUAAUUGAUAAACCAUUUUUUUCAAUUUUAUCAAUACGAUAUACUAUAUAGAACAAAAAUAUAAGUAUUCUAAAGUAUAACACACAAAAGAAGAAGAAGAAGAAGAAGAAGAAAACUCUUUCCGGAGUAAAAAGUAGAAAUGUAUUAUUAUUUGUAUAAUUGUUUUAUAUUACUGAAAAGAUAAAAGCAAAGCGGAUGAUGGUAAAAGCAAAACCAAAAAGCGAUUAUAAAAGACAAGGAUUAUUAUUUGAAUAUUGUAGAGAACGAAUGAAAUAGAAAACAACGAGAAUGAUGAAUGUUUUUUUUAAAAAAAGACUGCUAAAUCAAUUAUAUUAUCAUUUUAUAGAAAAAUUGUAAAUUACCUAGUCGAUAUUUAGUGGAAAAAAUUGGAAAAAUGUACGUGAUAUAGAAUAACAUUUUAAGCACGCGCAUAUUUUUUAUACGUUAUAUUUUCAAUAAGUGAAAAUAACAUUGUAUAUACAAAAUGUAUUAUUAUUAGACGAGUUGACUUUAUUUCUAGACUUGGCUAUUUUUAAUUGUAUAAAUCAUAAAAAGCGAUAAAAAGUGUAAAUGACUCAUUGUUACUAUGAUGAUAUGGCUUGUUACUUACAAGUAAUUUGUUGAAUAUUUUGAUUAAAGGCAGUUUUAAAUUUUUUUACGUUAGAAAAUUUGCAAUUUUUCACAUUUGAAACUUUUAAUUCUCAAACAAAGUUUCAAUGAUAAUUUUAUACUUCAAUUAUGUAGAAAUAAACUCUGUAAAAUAAAUAUAAGUUAUAUUAUA